AUUUAUACAUUUAGGUGUUGGAAACAUUUAUUUUGAAAACUAAAAAUACGAGAAACGAUUUUCCGGUUACGACAGUGACGUGGUCCUCGUUUCCGCCGGCGCCUACCUGAUUGGUUUUCAUUUUGGUCUCAAAGUUCAAUUUAUGCAGUCCUUAGUAAUGAAGAGCUCCAAGGAAGCCGUGCAGUCAGCAGCUAAAGAGUUUUUGCAGUUUGUCAACAGAGGCGUGUCUCCAUAUCACGUGGUGGAAGAAUGCCGGAAGCGACUGCUUGAGGCGGGGUUCAAGGAGUUGAAGGAGAUGGACAAGUGGGACAUCCAACCGUCCAGCAAGUACUUUGUGACCCGGAACUUCUCCAGCGUCAUCGCCUUUGCUGUGGGGGGAUGCUACUCACCUGGAAAUGGCUUCUCCAUGAUCGGAGCCCACACUGACAGCCCCUGUCUCCGGGUGAAGCCGAGGUCCAAGAAAACAAAGCAAGGCUGCCUUCAGGUUGGCGUGGAGUGCUACGGUGGAGGAAUCUGGAACACCUGGUUUGACCGGGACCUGACCAUUGCGGGCCGUGUCAUGGUUAAGGGUGAUGGCAGGCUGCUCCAUCGGCUGGUGCACGUGCCACGACCUCUCCUCAGGAUCCCUCACCUUGCCAUCCACCUCCAGAGGGACAUCAACGACUCCUUUGGGCCUAACAAGGAGAAUCACCUUGUGCCCAUUCUGGCCACAGCUGUUCAGGAAGAGCUGGAGACAGGCAGCGUGUCGUCAGGGGACGUCAUCAGUGGUGCCAACACACUAAAGAGUGCAGACAAACACCACCCAGCCCUGGUGAACGUUUUGUGUUCGGUACUGCAAAUCGAGCCUGAAGCCCUGCUUGACUUUGAGCUCUGUCUGGCUGACACUCAGCCGGCGGUGCUGGGAGGCGUGUAUGAAGAGUUCGUUUACUCUCCUCGCCUAGACAACCUGCACAGCUGCUACUGCGCCCUGCAGGGACUGAUUGAAUCCUGCUUGGGAGACACGCUGGCCCAAGAUCCCAACAUCCGCAUGGUGACGCUAUUCGACAAUGAAGAGGUGGGCUCAGGGAGCGCUCAGGGGGCGCAGUCCAACCUCACAGAGCUCAUCCUCAGCCGGCUAGCCAGCUCCCCCUCCAACACCACCGCCUUCCAGCAGGCGGCGCCGCUCUCUUUCAUGAUUAGCGCUGACAUGGCCCAUGCUGUGCACCCAAACUACCAGGAGAAGCAUGAGGAAAACCAUCGGCCAGCGUUUCACAAGGGUCCUGUGAUAAAGUUCAACAGCAACCAGCGCUAUGCCACCACCGCUGUGACUGCCGCAGUUGUCCGCGAGAUCGCCAGCCAGGCAAGCGUUCCUCUCCAGGAUGUGAUGGUCCGUAACGACAGCGCGUGUGGAUCCACUAUCGGACCCAUCCUUGCAGCUCGGCUUGGGGUGCCUGUAGCGGACAUCGGUGCUCCCCAGCUCUCCAUGCACUCAAUCCGGGAGAUGUGCUGUACCUCCAGUGUAUUGCAAAGCAUCACCCUCUUUAAGGCUUUCUUUGAGUUGUUUCCUCACGUGAGGAACACCUUGGUGGUCGAUUAGAUGGGAAUGACCAGCAUGUGGUGGAGACACUGCAGAACAGGCUUGUUGAUGUGAAAUCCAUAUCCUUUGGACACACCUGUAAUUAUACCUGCAAUAAAGGCCAUUCAAAGAUGGAAGUACUGUACAGGUUGUUUCUUUUAUUCUCUUUAAGGAAGGGGCUGGGCUUAAGUUCUGUACACAGUGGCUUGAUUGAAAUGAAACUCUGCACCACAGUAGCACAUGCGGUUUGCAUUGCUUUAUCGCACGCUCAAGGUUGGAGUUCGAAUGUGUUUUGGAAUCCUGGUUUGUGCUUUUUUUUUUUGUGUGUGGGGUACGCCAUGGUCUGGUGCCUCGUGUCUCCCUCUCCAAGUUGUCUUCACUGCAAUCAGCAUCACCUGUGCGGCGCACCUAUUUUCAAUCAGUACUGAUUACUGCCUGCACUUCAAGCCUGUCAAGUCCUGCAGCCUCCGCCUGAGUAUUGACACUUGACUGAAUGAAUUUUUUUCUUUUUCUUUUUGUGGUGUGUGACAAUAACUGUCCUACAACCUAUGAUUGUACUCACUCAAAUGUGUUCUUUACUGUUUCCAGCUGGUCACCUGCUCGCUCAUCAUACUGCCUUGGAUAUCCCACCCGUGUGAUAACCUGCAAUAAACCAUUCUAAAUCUA
Messenger RNA from Syngnathoides biaculeatus (alligator pipefish), 2221 nucleotides. It is a transcript of the gene dnpep, whose product is annotated as aspartyl aminopeptidase. The record is from RefSeq and is a predicted model, not a curated record. The transcript has 15 exons. Gene Ontology annotation, molecular function: zinc ion binding; aminopeptidase activity. Gene Ontology annotation, biological process: proteolysis. Bases 143 to 1576 code for a protein of 477 amino acids. Lineage: Eukaryota; Metazoa; Chordata; Actinopteri; Syngnathiformes; Syngnathidae.